AUGGCUUUUGGACUGGCAGAAAGAAUGAGAGGAGGCCAGAUGAUCUGGUUUUAUAAGAUGGCCAUGACCUGCGCCCUGCUGGCUAUGAUAGCUGCCGAUGGGUCAAGUAAACCAGGCUGGAUAGGUGUUAGGAAGCAAUCCCAGGCUGAUGUCUGGGACUCAAAGCUAUAUCCAGAGUGGAUGGAGGCUGGAAUUCAGGACCCCAACUGCUGGAGAGGAGGCCAGGUGACCCUGGAGGUCAGUAAUGAUGCCCCGACUCUGACUGGUGCCCACGUUUCCUUCUCUGUCAUCUUGCACUUCCCCCCAAGUCAGCGAGUCUUGCCAGAUGGGCAUGUUAUCUGGGCCAGCAAUGGUACUAUCAAUGGGAGCCAGGUAUGGGAUGGGCAACCUGUCUACCCUCAACGUUCUGAUGCUGCCUGUGUCUUCCCUGAUGGACAACCCUGCCCAUCUGAGGCUGGACCUCAUAGGAACUUUGUCUAUGUCUGGAAGACUUGGGGACAAUAUUGGCAAGUUUUGGGAGGCCCAGUGUCCAAACUGAGCAUUGAAACACUUGGGGUAGCUACAGGUCCCCAUAUCAUGGAGGUGACGGUUUAUCAUCAUCGAGGACCUCGGAGCUAUGUGCCCAUUGCCAGAGGCUCGUCUGCCUUCGCCCUCACUGACCAGGUUCCAUUCUCUGUGAGCGUGUCACAGCUUCAGGCCCUGGAUGGGGCAGAGAGACGCUUUUUGAGGAACCAGCCCUUGAUCUUCAACCUGCAGCUCCAUGAUCCCAGCAGCUAUCUGUCCCAGGCUGACUUAUCCUACACUUGGAAUUUUGGAGAUGGGAGUGGGACGCUCAUCUCUCGGGUACCCACUGUCACUCACACUUACCUGGUGCCUGGCCCAGUCAUUGCCCAGGUGGUUUUGGAGGCUGCCAUCCCCCUACCAUCCUGUGGGACUUCUCCUGCCCCAGGCACUGAUCUCCCAAAGGUGCCAACUGCAGUGGCCUCUACUACCACAGCCACAGAGGUGCCCACUGCAGUGGCCUCUACUACCACAGCCACAGAGGUGCCCACUGCAGUGGCCUCUACUACUACAGCCACAGAGGUGCCCACUGCAGUGGCCUCUACUUACACAGCCACAGAGGUGCCCACUGUAGUGGCCCCUGGCACCACUGCUCGGGAAGCACCAGCUACAGAGGUCCCUGGGACCACAGUUAAAGAGGUACCAACUGUAGCGUUUACAGGCACCACAGCUGGGAGAGUGCCAAGUGCAGCACCAUUGGAUAACCCAGACGAGGUGAUUUCAAUUGUAGACGUAAUAGAGAACACAACAGGAGCAGGCCAGACUUCGGAGUCUCUGGAUAUGCCUGAUACAGUUGUGAUAAACCCAGGCACCCGCCCGGCUGUUCCUGCAGAGGGCACCUCAGAGGUGUCCACUGGCCCUUCUCUAAGACCAGAAGCCACCAAUCUCCCUGGAAUAACAGGCGCUUCAGCCCUCCCCUCCACUGGCACAGCUGUCCUAGCACUGGUGAAGCGCCAGACCCCCCUGGACUGCAUCCUGUAUCGAUUUGGCUCCUUUGCUCUCACCCUUGACAUUGUCCAGGGCAUCGAGAGUGCUGAAAUCUUACAGGCUGUGCCCGUCAGUGAGGGAGAUGCAGUGGAGCUCACUGUGUCCUGCCAAGGAGGGCUGCCCGAGGAAGUUUGCACAGAGAUCUCAUCCCCAGGGUGCCAGCUCCCUGCCCAGAAAGUGUGCCAGCCUGUAGUAUCCAGUCCAGACUGUCAGCUAGUGCUACACCAAGUUCUGGAGGGAGGUGCAGGGGUCUAUUGCCUAAAUGUAUCUCUGGCUGAUACCAACAGUAUAGUUCUGGCCAGCACUCAGCUCAUAGUUCCAAGACAGGAGGCAGGUACCCAGAAGGCUCCCCUGCUGGUAGGCAUUAUGCUAGCUAUCGUGGCAAUAGCUCUGGCGACUCUAGUGUACAGGAGGGUGAAACAGGGCUCAGCUCUCCCACAGUCCUGGCUGCCUCAAUGUACCGUUCACUGGCUGAGACUGCCCCCUUCCUUCCAUCCAGGACUUAGUGGAGAAAGUAGUCCCCUCCUCAGCGGGCAACAGGUCUGAGAGCCCAUGGCAUCUCAGGACUACAGUCGAGGAGGAACUCGGAUCCUCUCUUCCCUUCUCUUCCCCAUAGCUGCCCUGCCA
Gracilinanus agilis (Agile Gracile Mouse Opossum) is the source of this 2175-nucleotide messenger RNA. RefSeq names its product premelanosome protein (gene PMEL). The transcript has 12 exons. The record is from RefSeq and is a predicted model, not a curated record. Bases 1 to 2094 code for a protein of 697 amino acids. Gene Ontology annotation, biological process: melanosome organization. Gene Ontology annotation, cellular component: melanosome. NCBI's taxonomy places the organism in Eukaryota, Metazoa, Chordata, Mammalia, Didelphimorphia, Didelphidae.